This is a messenger RNA of Capronia epimyces CBS 606.96, 1107 nucleotides long. RefSeq lists its product as uncharacterized. Gene Ontology annotation, cellular component: nucleus. Gene Ontology annotation, molecular function: siRNA binding. The coding region runs from base 1 to 1107 and encodes 368 amino acids. NCBI's taxonomy places the organism in Eukaryota, Fungi, Ascomycota, Eurotiomycetes, Chaetothyriales, Herpotrichiellaceae. The transcript has 3 exons. The record is from RefSeq and is a predicted model, not a curated record. Gene Ontology annotation, biological process: regulatory ncRNA-mediated heterochromatin formation.
AUGUUCCGUCGACUACCCCAUACCCUGCCUGCGGACCCUGUAUUUCCCCCCGACCUCGAAAAGCUCGGCUUUUUCGUCAAUGAGAACGAUCAAGUCCGCAUGAUCAAGAAUCCGGCGCAGAAAUAUCAGUACCAGAUCAAUAGGAAUGAUCGGGUCAACCAAGUUUACAAGCAAGCAAACAACAACGCUGUCCGCAACAUCGUUCAGGAUCGACUGUUCAAAUUGGGCCUUGAAACCAUCAGGCUGCCAUUAGGUGCCAAUGAAGUGGACGCGCAUGUUCCCAUUCUUGUCUCCAAAGACAUAGCGAACAAGGAUCGUGUCAUUGUCUUCUUCGGCGAACGACAUGCGGAGCCAGGAAUUUUGUCCUGGCGGGUGAUCGGUGAGGAGGGCAUCAAGUUUGGCUCACUGCUCGAAUUCGUUACUGCCGUCAUGUUCGCACCGACUCCCACAGCUCAAGACACUGCGCCCGGCAUCAUCAUAGCAAACCCCUGCCAACUCCUCUGGUAUCGCGGCGAGUCCCGAGCCGUAUCUGUCCAAGAAUGGCUGAACCUGCCCCGGCUCUCAGCAGUGCAUGAAGCUUUUAGGGUUGAUGAGAUCAAGAACAAAAUCUCCGGGAACCGCGAUUACAAAGAGCACAUUUCCCACCUAUUCGACCAGGUUCUGCCCCGUUUGACGAAGAAGGAGGCAAAGCUCGAUGUCAUCGGACUUGAAUACCCCGGUUCUGCAGUCGUCGAAUACCUCUCGCUACAUUGGAGCACAUGGGCCCCUCGUAUAACUGGCAUCUCUCUCGUCGAGCCCCAGUACAACGUACAGGAUUUUCCUGGUGAUGAAGUCCCCGAACAGUUUCUUGAGUUCCUAUCUCGACGUUGCCGGGCCUACUUUGUGAACUCAUCCCCCAUAGAGACUCCCAUCUCAGGCCGAGAAGUCUUUGGAUGCAACUGCUAUUCAAGUGGCGAGGACUCAUAUCAGGAGAAUGCAAUGAUUCGGUGCUGGUGGAGCAUGCUUGACUGGUUCAACAUCAUGUACGCGAACCCCGACCAUGAGGAAAUUGAGAUCCUGACCAUCGACGUGGCUGCGGAUGCGGACAAGGUCAAGCUUGGUUGGUGA